Molecule: messenger RNA, 1039 nt
Organism: Juglans microcarpa x Juglans regia
Lineage: Eukaryota; Viridiplantae; Streptophyta; Magnoliopsida; Fagales; Juglandaceae
Product: secreted RxLR effector protein 161-like
Exons: 1
Coding region: 79-576 (165 amino acids)
Source: RefSeq, a predicted model, not a curated record
AUUAAUAGAGAUAGAGUGAAAAACACAAUUCACCUUACUCAGAAGCAGUAUCUGGAGAGAGUACUACAACGUUUCAACAUGAACUCGAAGACGAAACCUGUAAGUAUUCCAAUGGCUCCAUAUUUCAAACUCAGUGCAUUGCAGUCUCCUAAAAGUGAUGAAGAGCGGGACUAUGUAAAAAAUGUCCUGUAUGCAAGUGUUGUAGGAAGCUUAAUGUAUGCCAUGGUGUGUACACGACUUGAUAUCUCCCAGGCCGUUAGCUUAGUCAGCCGUUAUAUGCAUAAUCCUAGAAAGACACAUUGCCAUGCGGCUAAAUGGAUUCUACGAUACAUUCUAGGGACCAUAGAUCUUGGUUUAAAGUUUGAGAAGAGUGAAGAUAGUCUAGUAACUGGAUAUGUUGGCUCAGACUAUGCUGGUGAUCUUGACAAACGACGAUCGACAACUGAAUAUGUGUUCACUAUGGCUGGAGGACCAGUUAGUUGGCGAUCUAUUUUGCAGUCUACAAUUGCACUAUCCUCAACAGAGGUUGAAUACAUGGUUGUGACAGAAGACGUGAAAGAAGCCAUUUGGUUAUAGGGACUGGUAACAGAUUUGGGCUUUAAACAGCAAGAGGUUACCGUUUACUGUGACAGUCAGAGUGCAAUUCAUCUGGCCAAGAAUCAAGUGUAUCAUUCUCGAACAAAGCAUAUAGAUGUCCGCUUUCACUUCAUACGUGAGAUAUUAGAUGAAGGGGAUAUUCUACUUCAGAAGAUUGGCACUGAAGACAAUCCAGCAGAUAUGUUGACGAAAGUUGUCACAGGGAUCAAAUUCCAACACUGUUUAGAAUUGAUCAAUAUCUCACACUGCUAAGUACCUUCGGGUGCGUUGGUGUCUUAGGGCACAUUUGGUAGCGGAAAUCUCUCAUGGCAGAUCUAACGAGUAUUUCAAAUAAAGAGGUGAAAUCAUUUGGAGGAAACAAUAGUUUGCAACAGCUUAAUAUGGCACACAUGGGUGGAGGGGGUGAUUGUUAAAUAUUAACCCAUAGUGUGAACAGUAGCUC